Molecule: messenger RNA, 1147 nt
Organism: Salvelinus fontinalis (brook trout)
Lineage: Eukaryota; Metazoa; Chordata; Actinopteri; Salmoniformes; Salmonidae
Product: oxidized low-density lipoprotein receptor 1-like
Exons: 7
Coding region: 1-1017 (338 amino acids)
Source: RefSeq, a predicted model, not a curated record
AUGGCCAAAGGAACCAGAGGAACCUUUACCAUCCGAGCCCCCAACAACCGCAGCAUCACUUCCUUAUUCCCUGUAAACAUCUCCAUGGUGAUUGGGGGCAGCUCGGCCAAUGGUACGGUGAGCCUCAUGGCACCCACCAGCACCCUGUCAGGAACGGACGUCACCUUGACCAUGGAGGCCGAGGCCACUGGAACCGCAGACUUGAACAACGCAUUCCUGCAUCUCUUCCUUGUCAGCAAGGUGAUAGAUUUUACCGCUCCCGAAUAUGAACAAGAGGUCAAGUUUAACAGAGGUGAGAUGGAGGAGAGGAUUGUGGAUAUCUAUGUCAGUGCAGACACCCUGAGAGACGGUGAGACCAGCACCAAGAGAGAAGAGACAGAGGACACUGCUCCUAAUAAUGGACCAGGAGACCAGUACUCUGAUCCUGAUAGCUCCGUGAAGAGACCCUCCCUAGUUGCUGCAGUGUGUCUGGGGCUGCUGUGUCUUCUCCUACUGGCUGGGAUCAUAGGCCUGUCUGUCUACUAUAACAGAGCCAUCAAAGAUUCUGAGGAUAAAAGGAACAACUUGUCACGGAGUUGUUCCCUUUAUAAGACUAACGCAACUGCAGAGAGAGACCAGCUACAGACCAGAUACAACAACCUGACUAAAGAGAGAGACCAGCUACAGACCAGAUACAACAACCUGACUAAAGAGAGAGACCAGCUACAGACCAGAUACAACAACCUGACUAAAGAGAAAGGCCAUAUUCAGGCAAAGCUUUUUGUGAUUGAGCAGCAUUGUCAGGAGGGAUGGAGAUACUUUGACUCCAGUUUGUACUUCCUCUCUACUGAGGAGAAAACCUGGGAGAAGAGCAGACAGGACUGUCAGGGGAGAGGAGCAGACCUGGUGAUCAUAAACAGCAGAGAGGAACAGACAUUUGUCUUCAACCUCCACCUGAGAGCCUGGAUUGGUCUGACUGACUCAGUUACUGAGGGGACCUGGAAGUGGGUGGACGGCACCCCACUGACCACAGGGUGAGAGAUUUGACCAUUUUACCAGGUGAUAUGGAGAUAAAAAACAACAAUGAGAAAUUGCAUCUAAUCAUGUUCAUCAGAAUGUAUGUUUCCAUUCAUGGAUGUUAUUCAAUGAGAACUAUAGAUGUAUCACA